This is a messenger RNA of Cicer arietinum (chickpea), 953 nucleotides long. RefSeq lists its product as uncharacterized. Lineage: Eukaryota; Viridiplantae; Streptophyta; Magnoliopsida; Fabales; Fabaceae. The record is from RefSeq and is a predicted model, not a curated record.
ACACUUCGAGAAAACAUUAAACACAGUGAAAAUACAGAGACAACACAACACCAUCACAAAAAAACUAAAUACAAUUCCAAAUCGAAAAAAGAGAAAAACUAAGACAAAGAGAUUUUUAUGCUGUCAUUGGUUUCUUGAAAACAUGUCAUUGUUAGGAAAGAGAGGCAGAGAAUUAAAGCUGUUAAUGUCAUGCCCUUCACUCUCAAAUUCAAAAAUAAUUCAAUUUAUUACUUAUGAUGAUAAAAAAAUCGACCUUGGUUCCAUAGCUAGAAAUUUUGGGUUAGACCCAUCAACGUUGAGGUUGAAUGGUUACUUUAUAAGUAGAGGGGUUGACCUAAUUUCUUCCUCUGUUACUUGGAACUCUCUUCUCUCUUUCUUCUCUUCUAAAGGUUUGUCUACUGGAAAAGAUUACCAUGAUGCUCUUCUUGUCACUGCCAAAGUUGGGAACAAGCCUGCAUGUGCUUUUGCAGGAGGACAUGAGUCACAAGAUUUUCAAAAUGGGAUUUGCAAGGUGAUAGAAAGUGAGUAUGCUGGUAGCUGUAGAGGGAAUGAACUUGACGAUAUCAACUUGUUGAAGAAUAAAAAGUUGAGAGAGAGCAAAUCAGGUGAGAUUCUGAAUGGCCUAAACUGCAAGAGAAAGCAACAAUUUGAAGAUGUCAACCAAUUCAAGAAGUCAAAAAUAAACGAAGACAAGUCAGGCAUUUCACACAGCCAGUUUACAUGUAGUGUCACGAGUAAGAAUCUGAAGCGAUUCAGAGAAGAUGACACAAUUGUAGCAGCUAAUUACAAAAGGAUUAGAUAAAAUCUCACUUAGGAAAAAAAAAUAGAAGUAUAGAUUUUUUACAUGUCCUUUGCACGCUCUUAAACCUUUUGUAUUAUGUACUAUUGAAAUGUCAAAGAAAUCAUAGAUUUUGAGGUGCCUCAGGAAAUUAAGUCAAAAGUUGCAAUUUCUA